AUGCAAGACGGCACGGGCGAUCACCAAGAGGCACUGCCUUCAUCACAGGAAAACUUCCCCGGGCCGUUCAUAAGCCAGGUGCCAGCUGUAGCUGGAAGAGAAGCCGCUACUCCUCACGCGGAGGUUGAAUAUCUGACUUUUCCCUCAGGUCAAGGCCAGGAGGAGGAGGAGAUUUACGACCUGACGGCCGUUGAUCCCUGGCCAGCUUUCGAUCAGCCCGCGGAUCUCGACGACCUCGAGCAACUCGCUGCCGCAAAUCUGCAGCCCUUCCUAGAGCAAAACUUCCCAGUCUAUCCGCCCGAGAUGUCCGCAGACUUCGACCCUGUUGCGGGAACCAUCAACCCGGCUUUGCUGCGAGUUGCCACCCAAAACAGCGGGAUCGAUCCAGCUAUCGAGCAGAAUAUCAAGCAGAUGCAGGAAAAUGGAACUCUGUUCCAGACCAUGAACCAGGCCGCCACACUCGCGCACCAGACCAAGAAAGCUAUGGAAGCUGCCAAUCUAUCUGGCUCUCAGGGGCUCGCGAACUCCGAUCAGAUGAUGGCUGGUCAGAACCUUGCCCACGCCAUCAAGAAGCCUUCGAAGGUACCUGAACUUCCUGAGCAUCACACGGCUGAGCAGCUUCACGCCUACAACCAAGCGCUCUUCGAUGAGACCUACGAUGAGAUCAUGGACGAGAUCAAGAAUGAUCAUGUGGCUCGAGCGCAGCGAGAGGGUCAUUCUACAAACCCUGUCACUGGUCUGCCUUUCCAAAAGGAGGAUGAUUUGUGCAGUGCUGCCUUCAAGCCCGGCGCUCACGAUGUCUUUAUGGGCGCUCCUGCAAUGGCUGUCAAUGCAGAUUUGUCGGACCAAGCUCCGUUCACCAAUGGCAGCGUCCACAACAACCGCCCUGCUGGACAGAGAAUUCGGCUCAAACUGAAUCCAAAGCCCCGUCAGGCAAAGAAUCACUCAACCGCAGCUCCAACUUCAGUGGCUCCGAGACGUGGUGCCGUCCCUUCCAAUUCUGCUCCGUUCUCUGGCCGCCAUCCAGGUGGCAAUCCUGCUCGCCAUGCGGAACCUAUUGUGGACAACGUUUUCGCCCGUCGCGAUGAGGAGCUUGAUCCUGCUAUCGAGGAGGCUGGCGAAUUCUUCGAGGCGGAGUUCAAUCGAGUUAUGGCUGCGCGUGGAUAUGAUUCUGAUCGAGAUCUGAUGGCCGCUGAAGCCCCCUGGGCGGCGCACGAGCUCGGCUGGUUGGCCGGUAACUUGAACGACGCGGCACAGACUGCAAUGGAGAACACCCUUCAUCAUCCUGAGAUGAAGCUGAGAGGCAUGGCUUCAAAUGGCAACUCUGGAGCUACCUUGGAUGAUUGGUCGCUUGCUGAGGAGGACCGAAUUCCUGCUAAGAGUGCAAUCAUGGACCACCGAGAGCAUCCCAAUCCUACUCAUGUUGCUGCAAUCAAUCGUGGCCGUCAGACCACUGAUCCUGCUUAUUUCCAGGACGCCGACUAUGCGAUGGAUGUUGAUUCUCCGACUCCGGGACGCACUCAGCCACAUCUUCCCGAUACUUCUGCUCAUGAGUCUAGCUUGAUCACUCCAACCAGAGGCCGCGGUGGCCCGCCCAAAACUCCCCGAGGCACGAGCUCUGGCAACGGCUCCGGUGCACAGCAGACGUACUUCGCUCCCGCCCAGCUCGGUAUUCCUGGCCCCGCGUCUUCUCAACCUACGGAUACUGUUCCAGACAACUCUGGACAGGCCACUAACGCGACCGAGCCUGCGACUGGCGGUCUUGGCACUACCGGUGUCGCGGGCCUCUCUCCCCCGCCAUCUCGCCCCGGCACUUCUGCCGGCGCGCAGAAGUAG
Molecule: messenger RNA, 1836 nt
Organism: Phaeoacremonium minimum UCRPA7
Lineage: Eukaryota; Fungi; Ascomycota; Sordariomycetes; Togniniales; Togniniaceae
Exons: 3
Coding region: 1-1836 (611 amino acids)
Source: RefSeq, a predicted model, not a curated record